This is a messenger RNA of Nilaparvata lugens (brown planthopper), 423 nucleotides long. RefSeq names its product ATP phosphoribosyltransferase-like. The record is from RefSeq and is a predicted model, not a curated record. The transcript has a single exon. Gene Ontology annotation, molecular function: ATP phosphoribosyltransferase activity. Gene Ontology annotation, cellular component: cytoplasm. Gene Ontology annotation, biological process: L-histidine biosynthetic process. Bases 1 to 423 code for a protein of 140 amino acids. NCBI's taxonomy places the organism in Eukaryota, Metazoa, Arthropoda, Insecta, Hemiptera, Delphacidae.
AUGCCGAUCGAUAUCCUGCGCGUGCGCGACGACGACAUUCCGGGCCUGGUGAUGGACGGCGUGGUCGAUCUGGGCAUCAUCGGCGAAAACGUGCUGGAAGAAGAGCUGCUCAGCCGCCGCGCUCAGGGCGAAGACCCGCGCUACUUCACCCUGCGCCGCCUCGAUUUCGGCGGCUGCCGCCUGUCGCUGGCCACCCCGCUCGAUGCCGAAUAUACCGGUCCGCAAAACCUGCAGGACGCCGCAUCGCCACCUCUUCCCGCACUGCUGAAGCAAUACCUCGACAAGCAGGGCGUGCGCUUUAAAUCUUGCCUGCUGAACGGCUCGGUGGAAGUGGCGCCGCGCGCCGGCCUGGCCGACGCCAUCUGCGAUCUGGUCUCUACCGGCGCCACGCUGGAGGCAACGGCCUGCGCGAAGUGGAAGUGA